UGCCCGAUCCCCAAAAGGUCAUUCUGCAGGAUAUCCCAAACUCAAAAGAGAGAGGGGAUGAAUCAUACCUUUUAAUUUAUAAGAUAGAUGGCGCAAGCUACAGUCCAUUAUAAAGGGUGUAGCAAUCAGAAUCCAUUCAUCUAUCAAUCGCACUCCGUUGGCGGUGCGCGGCAGCGGCAGGGUCACUGUCCGUUGCGUCUUAUGUUUGUCAUGUGUUCGAUUGGAAUUAUAGGAUUACCGAAAUCACAUAUAAUCUAAAACCGACCUCAACCACGGUCAUCGGUGACCAACAAAAUGCACGGAAGAUUGAAAGUGAAGACGACUGCCGAACAAGAAGAGGAAAAACGUAAAGAACGCGAAAAGAAGUUGAAGACCUACAAAGCUGCCAACCGUCAAAUCGUUGAAAAAAGGCAAAGCGGAGAACUGGAUGAUGAGCUGCUACGCAUCACUGGCCAAGUUUUACAAACUAACCCCGAUGACAGUACUCUGUGGAACAUUCGGAGAGAAGUAUUCGAGAAAUACUUUGAAAAAGGGUCCAAACACACGGCAGAGGACGGGGAAGGCGAACUUAUGCUCACAGAAAUGGCACUGCAAAAGAAUCCAAAAUCUUACGGCGCGUGGAGCCACCGUGCGUGGGCCAUGGCUGCCUUUCCCAACAUGGACUGGGACAGGGAACUUCGCCUUUGCAAUCUCUUACUUGAGCAGGACGAACGUAACUUUAACGGCUGGGACUAUCGUCGGCUGGUGUGCCAGCGUGCCAAAGUGACCCCGGAGAAAGAGCUGUCCUUCACCAUGGACAAGAUUGCAGCCAACUUCUCCAACUAUUCAGCCUGGCACUAUCGAAGCAGCCUUCUGCCGAAGGUCCAUCCAGGCUCCCGAGAGGGUACCGUUGAGGAAGAUGUCCUCCUGGAAGAGUACAGCCUUGUUCAGAAUGCCACAUUCACAGACCCCGGGGACCAGAGUGGCUGGUUCUACCACAGGUGGCUCACAGGAAGAGAGAGGUCGGCGCUAGGUUUCCUUCUCUUCUGUGUUUCAAAGGAAACUCGUACAGUGACACUUCAUUUGACUCAGCAGAUAAGGAUUGAGGAGGUGGAGCUGACUGUCAGGAUGGAUGGAGUUCCCCUUUCGUUAGUAUGGCAUGCUCCCAGCACACUGUUGUGUUCUCCUCUCUGGUACGCCGACAUUCCUGGUGAUGCGUUGGUGGGGAACUGUGAUAAUGAAUGGAAAGCCACGGUGAGAUCUCGGGAUGGUGCAGAAGCGCACGCAGUCUUGUCUGUCAAGGCCUCUGAACAAGAAGUGAGGUUCACUGGAAACAUUCCACGAAAUCACCUCUUCAGUUGCGAACUGAGCGCUGCCCGAACCUCUGUCUUGGAGAAGGAGCUCGAGGUAUGCCAGGCGCUACACGAACUGGAGCCCCAAAACAAGUGGCCACUGCUCACGUGCGUGCUGCUUAUGCGGGCUCUGGAUGGCUCGGGGCACCGAGAGGAGAUUGAGAAGUUUCUCGUGGAACUGUUGACCGUCGACCCAAUGCGAUCUGCUUACUACCGAGACCUGAAGUCCAAGUUUGUGAUGGAGAUUGCAUUGGAGGGACUGGAUGCAAACGUAGAGCGCGUGAGUUUUGCUGGGAAGGAGCUGACAUGCGUGUAUCAUCCGGACCACCUGGCCCUGGUGCGCGACGUGGACUUCUCCAGGAACCGGAUCAGGGGUCUACGUUCGUUAUGCUUCCUGCAGAGCGUUGUCAGGCUGGAUUUGUCUGGCAACAGGGUGCUCACAUGCUUGGGCCUUGAGGAGCUGCCUCAUCUGCAGUGGCUUUCACUCGAGGACAAUGAAAUUUCAUCUUUAGAUGGCCUUGUUCCACUCAAGACAUGUCGAAAGCUGACUACACUACUUCUCAAAGGAAACCCUGUUUGCGAACACGAAAAAGACCUGCCAAGCUUUUUACCUCGAGUGAAAAUAUUUUGCGACUCCUCAGCCUAAGAACAGCUUCUAUAUUUUUGCAGUUACUGUUUCGAGCAGUGGUGCUUUGUUGAGAUGAAACUUCCAUUUUGUAUACUUUAAAAUAAUAAUAAAUUUAUGAUAUUG
This is a messenger RNA of Ixodes scapularis (black-legged tick), 2082 nucleotides long. Its product is annotated as geranylgeranyl transferase type-2 subunit alpha. Gene Ontology annotation, cellular component: CAAX-protein geranylgeranyltransferase complex; cytoplasm; protein farnesyltransferase complex. The transcript has 13 exons. Lineage: Eukaryota; Metazoa; Arthropoda; Arachnida; Ixodida; Ixodidae. Bases 295 to 1977 code for a protein of 560 amino acids. The record is from RefSeq and is a predicted model, not a curated record. Gene Ontology annotation, molecular function: protein binding; CAAX-protein geranylgeranyltransferase activity; protein farnesyltransferase activity. Gene Ontology annotation, biological process: protein farnesylation; protein geranylgeranylation.